Molecule: messenger RNA, 1098 nt
Organism: Malassezia pachydermatis
Lineage: Eukaryota; Fungi; Basidiomycota; Malasseziomycetes; Malasseziales; Malasseziaceae
Product: zinc transporter zip9-b-like protein
Exons: 2
Coding region: 1-1098 (365 amino acids)
Biological process (GO): zinc ion transport; transmembrane transport
Cellular component (GO): membrane
Molecular function (GO): metal ion transmembrane transporter activity
Source: RefSeq, a predicted model, not a curated record
AUGGGGGAUGGGGCUGUACUGUUCAUCGUAUGCUGCAUGAUGGCUGUAGGCACGUACCUAGUGGCUACGUUGCCGUUGGUAUUCCAGCUCUCGCGAAGCAGUCUGCGAAAACUGGAGCUAUGGGGUGCAGGUCUGCUGCUGGGCGCCGCCCUCACAGUGGUGAUUCCAGAGGGCAUUGCGAGCGUAUACAAGGGUGAUAUGUGCCCAGGUCCAGGCCAAGAGCAUCCAAAGAAAGAACAUCAUUUUCUUCGCCCCAAAGAUGUGAUUGCAUUAAGCCUUCUCUGUGGCUUUGUGCUGAUGUUUGUCGUGGAUCAACACAUGAUAGCGCAGUCGCACCGACAGGGAGAACAAAAUGGGCAGCCCGUGUCGAUGACACAUGGCGAAGAAGGGCCUGAAGAGAGUUCGUCCGAGUGGCGUCCCAAUGCGAGUUUCCAUCAAUCGUUCAAAAAGAUGGUGGGUAAUCUAUUAGGUGUGCUACUGCAUGCCGUAGCCGAUGGUAUUGCCAUGGGCUCCUCGAUUGAAAGCGUAGAUACAUCAUUGCGCUUUGUUGUGGUGCUCGCGAUCAUGGUGCACAAGGCACCUGCGUCGAUUGGGAUUUGCACGUUGAUGAUGUCACGACAGCUUCGGCGCAAUGACAUUCAUCUCGGCAUUCUCAUAUUCAGUUUGACGACGCCCAUUAGUGCGUUGCUCACAUACUUUACUCUCCAGAUGCUGUUUGUCACGUCGGCCAGCUCUGGUGAUGGGAUGGAUGCGCGUGAAAUUGGUGCCAUAUUGUCGUUUAGUGGCGGUACGUUCCUUUACGUGGCGAUCCAUGCUGUAAUGGAGCUGGCAUCGUCGGAGGCAGAUGUUCUCGCGGCCACCCACAGUGAGCAUGUCCACCAUCCCCAUGACCAUGACCACCCCAUCCACGCGCAUCUCGCGGCCCCGUCUAGCCAUACACCGCUACACUCGUCACGGACGGAGGAUCCUGAGUCAAUAUCGCCCCUGCCUGUCCAACCAGCACAUCACACCACUUCAUCCCUUGUGUAUGUAGUCCUGGGCUCGAUCGUGCCUCGCCUGCUUCAGCUGCUGAUCGGCGAUCACGUCCAUCCUCAUUAA